Messenger RNA from Letharia columbiana, 1290 nucleotides. RefSeq lists its product as uncharacterized. Gene Ontology annotation, molecular function: DNA binding; transcription regulator activity. NCBI's taxonomy places the organism in Eukaryota, Fungi, Ascomycota, Lecanoromycetes, Lecanorales, Parmeliaceae. The record is from RefSeq and is a predicted model, not a curated record. The transcript has 4 exons. Bases 1 to 1290 code for a protein of 429 amino acids. Gene Ontology annotation, cellular component: SBF transcription complex; MBF transcription complex.
AUGGUUCCUGUUGCAUCGCUCCUCAACCCAUCGCCGCCUUCAUUCGAACGCUUUCGGGACUACCCUACGCCCGCCUUCGACAAGUACCAAAAGCAGUCCUCGCCACUUUUGGCAGCACCGAAGAAGCAGAAAAUGUCAAAGGCAGCAGCGACAUUCGUGAAAGGCAAGCCAAAAGGCGAAGUCAAGUACCCUCCCUAUGAGAUCCAGGAUGAAGCCACUGCAGCAGAGCACAAGAAGUUCGAAGUCCAGCCAAUUGGCCGCAUCGGAGAGUACCCCAAGCGCAUUCCAUACAACAGCGAGAAGAAGACGUUCCAACAGAAGACUGGAAUGGACGGAUUUGAAGUCUACCAGUACACUUUCAGAAUGCCGGACGAUGCUCGAGACAAGGAUGCACAUACUGUGAUGUGGGAUUACAAUGUGGGCUUGGUGAGGGUCACAUCGUUCUUCAAAAGCCUGAAGCACACGAAGACAAUGCCAGCGAAAGUGAUGAACGCAAAUCCGGGGCUCCGUGAAAUAUCCCACAGCAUUACUGGUGGCUCUAUCUCCGCUCAAGGAUACUGGGUGCCAUUCGAAGCGGCUAAAGCCGUGGCUGCAAGGUUCUGCUAUGAGAUCAGAUACGUGCUGGUGCCUGUUUUUGGACCGGACUUCGUCUCGAUGUGCCAAAAGUGUGGCGAUGAAUCUUAUCUACGCUUGAACGUCCACCCCAGUAUCAUCCAGCGGUGUACCGAGGCUGCGACAACCAACCAGACGCAAUCUAGGGAGUCUUCUGUGGCUGUAAGUCCUCGUACAUCGGCUCCUUACGCCAAUUCACCCGCAUGGCCUCCAAAGCCGCUGCGGCCCAGACCGGCCAAGGCAACGGAUGCGGAGAGUGGAUACGGUACGGACUCGGAUCGCAGUGAGAAGUACCCAGGGUCCCCUGACUCGCCCAGGAGCAUCGAAUGGACUCCAGUGAACUCCCCAAGGCUGGCCUGCCUGCAGACAUACCGAUUCUUGCAACAGCAGCCAAGGAAUGUCACUUCGAGCCCUCGUGGUCUUGGCUAUCCGACUACCACACAUAGCAAGCGGAUGACCGAUACUAAGCGAGGGAUAUCUGAGAUUGACGAGGCUUCCGACGCCGAAAGUUCCUCUGGUCACUCGUCAAUAGACUCUCCUGCAUCACCAAAACGAAGGAAGGUAUCUGCAGCCAUGACACCCGAGAUUGGAGCAGCGUAUACGCUGAUUGAGUUAAACAUGGCGGACGCGACAUUGGGGGAGAGAAAGGCAUUGAAACGUCGUCGAGCUUCGGCAUAG